Haplochromis burtoni (Burton's mouthbrooder) is the source of this 1842-nucleotide messenger RNA. Its product is annotated as thioredoxin. The record is from RefSeq and is a predicted model, not a curated record. The transcript is spliced from 5 exons. The coding region runs from base 118 to 441 and encodes 107 amino acids. Lineage: Eukaryota; Metazoa; Chordata; Actinopteri; Cichliformes; Cichlidae. Gene Ontology annotation, molecular function: protein-disulfide reductase activity.
AUAAAUACAGAGACUUCCGCUUUAACCGGGACUACUGACGGGUAACUUUAGUGUUUAAACGCGUGGGGCGUCUGCUGGCACUUUGUUCUGUCCGAGGCACGUUCAUCAGCUGCUAUCAUGGUUCACGAAGUGAAAGAUCUGGAUGAGUUCCAGAAAAUUCUGAAUGAAGCUGGAGACAAGCUGGUGGUGGUGGACUUCACAGCCGAGUGGUGUGGCCCCUGCCAAAUGAUGGCCCCAAUUUUUGUUGAGAUGUCACAGGAGCCUGUCAACACAAACGUGAUUUUCCUGAGGGUGGACGCGACUGAUGGCAGGGAUGUGAAGUCAUUCUAUAAUGUCACCCGCAUGCCUGCAUUUCACUUUUACAAGAAUAACCAGAAGGUGUAUGAGUUCACCGGUGCUGAUGAAGCUCAACUACAUCAAAAAGUGAGAGAGCUCAGAUGAGAUGUCCCACCAAAAACAAAAUCUGCCUCACAUAUCUUUGAUAUUACUGUGUUACUCAUGACAAUGAAGUCUAUCCCUCACAGUCAAUAAUACAUCCACAUAUCUUGUAACAGGUUAAUGUCCCUUUCUUAACAACAGGCUGCAAUAUGAAACCGCUCAAUACUUUUAAUUCCGUUUUUAAUGACAGUUUGGCUGCGAUCCUGAAUUACUUUGUAUGUUUUGUGUUCAAAAAGUUUAAUAAAUGAAUUAUGAAUGGAUUGGUAUUUUGUACUUUGAUAAAAAUGUCAGAAUAGUACAAGUAUGUAGCAGCAUAUGUUGGGGCUGGCAGUUAACAGCUGACACUGUAUCGCUGGUGAACGUGAUGUGUUGGUUCAUUAGCGCAUUUUGAAAACCAGCCAACAACUGCAUGAUGUAGCAAAGGUUUGGGCAAUUUGCAGGAAAUUGGCUCACGUCUGUGGACUGCAUGCCAGAAUUUCUUGUGUUAGACCCUCCUACAGCCACUGAACUCACUUGUUCCCACUUUACACCAACAGGUUGUUGUUACUGUGCUUUUUGAGCACCAGCAUUUGUGUCUUUCUUCAAAUGCAUGAACUGGAUCUUAAUUAGGUACUGGUAUAAUGCCAAACCAGUGGUUAAAACCGGCUUUUCAGGCUGCUGUUCUACUGUGUGUGAGUGCGCCUUUGUUUGAGCACAAGUGAGGAAGAGGACACACACACACAACGAAUAUCAAAUUAAGAUUCGAGAAAUGCUUUGUGUAACACACAGAUAGUCUCUACUCUAAGUGUGUCUCACACAGCCAGACGUGCAGCUAUACAGUGAUGAAGAUACUCAACAGAAAUGCAGUGAAAUAGGAAAACAUGAGUCUUGAGAACGAGGUCUGCAGCAGCUUUGGGCCAUUUAACCUCACGCACACAAACAAAGUCAGCACAAACACAUCAGGACAGCAACAGUGUGUGCAGGGAGGCAGCAAAGAGCACAAACACAACCUCUGUUCAGGGAAACUUUGCCUGGAUCCAGCCUAAGUUUUUAAUAUCUCAUAUGUAAAACAUCUGAACAAUCAUUUGAGUUUCAGACUGCACACAGGGACUCAGUGUGGAGCCCAAUCCGUGGUUUGACUUCUGCUUAAGUAUCUGUACUUGUGUACAGAUAAGAACGAGUCCAACAUGCACCAGACAGACAGAUAAACAUGCAUUUGUCCAUUUGGUAAUAAUUUAAAGAGCAGCUCUGAAGUCCUCUGUGUUAGUCUGAUAAAUGCAACAUUUCAUCUUAUUAUAAAAUAAAUGUGAUCAACAUUUCUAUUGAUUUUUAACCCUUUUCUUUAUUUUAUGUAUAGCAGUAAACUAUUUUUUAGAAUGACUCGCAUAAAACUGGUGGGAGUCAGAAUAAAGAGUCAAGAAUCAG